This is a messenger RNA of Canis lupus familiaris (dog), 566 nucleotides long. Its product is annotated as signal recognition particle 14 kDa protein-like. Gene Ontology annotation, biological process: SRP-dependent cotranslational protein targeting to membrane. Gene Ontology annotation, molecular function: endoplasmic reticulum signal sequence receptor activity; 7S RNA binding. Gene Ontology annotation, cellular component: signal recognition particle, endoplasmic reticulum targeting. The transcript has a single exon. Lineage: Eukaryota; Metazoa; Chordata; Mammalia; Carnivora; Canidae. The coding region runs from base 32 to 364 and encodes 110 amino acids. The record is from RefSeq and is a predicted model, not a curated record.
AUGCUGAUGCCUGGGAGCUAGCGGCGCGGGGAUGGUGCUGCUGGAGAGCGAGCAGUUCCUGACGGAGCUGACCAGACUCUUCCAGAAGUGCCGGUUGUCGGGCAGCAUGUUCAUCACCCUGAAGAAGUAUAAUGGUCGAACUAAACCCAUUCCAAGGAAAGGUUCUGUAGAGGGCUUUGAGCCCUCAGACAACAAGUGUCUGUUAAGAGCUACUGAUGGGAAAAAGAAGAUCAGCACUGUGGUGAGCUCCAAAGAAGUAAACACGUUUCAGAUGGCUUACUCAAACCUAUUGAGAGCUAACAUGGAUGGACUGAAGAAGAGGGACAAAAAGAGCAAGAGUAAGAAGAGCAAAGCAGCACAGUGAAGGGCACUGCAUAUCAUGCUCUCACCAGUUCACCACCCAGAUACUGUUUUUCCUUUGGUUUUUCCUUUUGGCCACAAAGCUAGGUUUCUCAUUCCCCUGUGAUAACUUUUCAUGUGAGAGGAGGCUCAUUUUGGAUGGAACAAAGGCUGCAGUGUUUACAGGAUAGUUGUAAGAAGCCAAGUUUAUUUUAGAAUUGGUUGAU